Molecule: messenger RNA, 1116 nt
Organism: Thyridium curvatum
Lineage: Eukaryota; Fungi; Ascomycota; Sordariomycetes; Thyridiales; Thyridiaceae
Exons: 2
Coding region: 1-1116 (371 amino acids)
Source: RefSeq, a predicted model, not a curated record
AUGGUAACUCCCGCCAAUGCAGGCGCCAAGCCUGACCCAGAGCUCUGGGGGGAGUACGCCGUUGGAGCCUUUGUCAUCGUUUUGCGAUUUGUCUGUCGGUGGCAAGUCAUCGGCUUGAGCAAUUUUGGCCUCGAGGAUAUCUUCAUGGCGGUCGCCCUCGCUGCUUACACUUGCAUCACUACCAUGAUUCACUUCAUCACCCGAUAUGGAGUGACCAUCGGCCAGACCCCCGAGUCGGUUAAGCUGCUACCGCCCGAGGUCAUCGAGAGCUUCGUCAUCGGCCAGAAGAUCACCUUUGCCGACUGGAUGCUUUAUCUUAUCUAUGUCUGGUCACUCAAGUCCGCCGUCCUUUCUCUGAUGCACAGACUGUCUAAAGGUCUGCGCGGGCCGGAGCUUAUCUGGAAGAUUGUCGCCGGCUACACUGCCGUGUCGUUCUUCGGGGCCAUUUUGACCAAAUAUAUGCGUGUGCCUCCCAGUUCACAAGUCGUGGCAGGUGGUACCUUAUCCUGGAGAGCGUACCUACUAACCCAAUUCGUCCCCCUCGGAACAGACCAGUGCGCUUUGCGUAACCUCAACUACUACCUCAUCACCUACUUCAACGCGAGCACCGACCUGGCCAUCAUCGCCCUGCCCACGCCCAUCAUCUUCAAGGCCAAGAUCCCGCUCUGGCGCCGCCUCCUACUGCUCGCCCUGCUGAGUUCGGGCGCCUUCACCGCCAUCGCCACCAUCCUCCGCGCCUACUACUCCCUGCAGGACCUGACGCUGCUCCCCGUCGCCGCGGGCUGGACCUCGCGUGAGACGUUUGUCGCCGCAGUCGCCGUCAGUAUCCCUGGUAUAAAGCCCAUCUUCAGCCGCUCCAACUGGUUCCGCAGCCGGUCCGGGACCGGCGACGGGUACCGCUACGGCAGCCAGGGCAACGAGCUGCGCACCAUCGGCGGAAGCGGGGGCCAGGCCAUCAGCUUCGGGUCCCAGGGCCCGAGCAAGUGGCCGGUCGCGGGGCGGAACAAGGAGAUCAAGGGAACGCGCCUGUCGUCCGAUGGCGGCAGCGAGGACAUCAUCCUCACCGGGCCCGGGGAUCAUCCGCGCUCCAUCAGGCAGGAAAACAGGGGAGUGUAA